AUGGCAGCUUUUGCUCCAGUCUCGGUGAAGCAACACUCGAGUACAACACACAAUCACUCUCCAGAGUCGCGACAUUGGCGACAAUACAAACACCCGAUCUUCAUAAAAGAAUACGCCCCAGUCACCGCCGUUCAUUUUGCUCCGUCCAAACCUCACCGUCUAGCGGUAACGGCGGCGACUAGAGUGCAGAUUUACGCUCCACGAACCCAAAAACUCACAAAGAGCAUCUCCCGCUUCAAGGAUGUUGCUAGAAGUGCCUCUAUCCGCGCCGACGGUAAGCUCGUCGUUGCUGGUGACGAUUCUGGUCUAGUCCAAGUUUUCGACCUCAACUCCCGUGCCAUUCUACGGACUCUAGACUCGCACAAGCAACCAGUGCAUGUAACAAAAUUCUCCACCCUUGUCCCAACUCAAGUCUUGUCUUGUUCAGACGACACCACCGCAAAAAUUUGGGACGUUCCUUCUCAAACAGCGAUAACUACGUUUACUUCGCAUGCCGACUAUAUUCGCUCUGGACAAUUUUCGACUUCCAACCCUAACCUUGUUCUCACUGGAUCCUAUGACGGAACCGUCAGAUUAUUCGACUCCCGUUCUGGCCACUGUGAAAUGACCAUGGGAGGAGGCGACACGCCCGUCGAGCAGGUGCUCAUGUUUCCUUCCGGAUCUGUCGCCAUUUCAUCUACGGGUCCAAUUCUUCGCGUUUGGGACCUAGUGGCUGGUGCACGGUGCACGAGGGCUCUCUCGAACCACCAAAAGACUGUGACAGCGUUGGCCUUCAACGCAACUGCCAGUCGACUGCUCACUGGUGGCCUCGAUCAAAUGGUCAAGGUGUACGACGUAAGCAACUACAAAGUUGUUCACACAAUGCGGUAUCCUGCUCCAAUUCUAUGUCUUGCAGUUUCGGCAAACGAGACGCAUAUUGCUGCUGGUAUGUCCGAUGGGACCCUGUCAGUGCGGAGACGACAACCAAAGCCUUCCGAGGCUGCAGCUGACCCAGCGUUCUCUUCAACUGCCCUUAAAUCCGGCGCAUACGAGUCUUUUCUCGGUGCCUCCUUUGCUGCGGUCGGUCACGGAACGGUGCGGGAUAAGACCAAGGCAAAGGCGGUUGGAGAUAUCAACGAAUUUCGGGUGGAAAGCAGGAGAGCGAAGCGGUUAAAAGAUUAUGAUCGUUUGCUCAAGAGCUUCAAAUACUCGGCUGCCCUCGAUGCUGUGCUUCGCAAGCAAGUUCCUCCAGCUACCGCGUUCGCCCUGAUCCAAGAACUGAUCCACCGAGAUGGCUUACGGAUAUCACUCGCUGGUCGCGAUGAUGUCCUCUUAGAGCCAGUCCUCCGCCUACUGGUCAAAUAUGUUACCGAUCCUCGGUUUGGAGAAAUGGUCUGCGAUGUCGCUGGUAUCGUCAUUGAAAUGUACACGCCCGUGUUGGGCCAAUCCCCGCUCAUCGAUUCUCUCUUUUUGCGCUUCCGCAAAAAGGUUGCAGCCGAAUUACGCUUCCAGAAGGAGGUCGCAAAGACCAAGGGUGCCUUGGACAUGUUAAUCGCUGCUUCCAGUCUGGCGACUUGA
Mycena indigotica is the source of this 1557-nucleotide messenger RNA. RefSeq names its product WD40 repeat-like protein. The transcript has 5 exons. Gene Ontology annotation, biological process: rRNA processing; positive regulation of transcription by RNA polymerase I. The coding region runs from base 1 to 1557 and encodes 518 amino acids. Gene Ontology annotation, molecular function: protein binding. The record is from RefSeq and is a predicted model, not a curated record. Lineage: Eukaryota; Fungi; Basidiomycota; Agaricomycetes; Agaricales; Mycenaceae. Gene Ontology annotation, cellular component: nucleolus.